CGCGUCUCUGUCAGGACUACACAUCUCACACCCUGAAGUUAAAACUCUCCAGAAGUCACCCUACUUGUAACUUGCAUGUUGUGAGGUCCAAGCUAUGCUGGCGAAAACUGAGGAAAGGAAGCCACAGAAAGGAGGAGGAAAGAAGAGAAGACAUCCUGGUGGAGAUGGAGAAGGAGAGGAGAAGAAGAGGAGGGGAGGCAAAGAAGGAGAAGCGGGUCAGGGAGACGGCGGCAGGAAGCGCCUGGAUGCCCUGAGUGUGGGCUAUUUCCGCCGAGUUGGGGAGAGACUCAGUGAAGCUUUUGAGGAUAAUGAGGAGAAAGAGAUGUUUGUGGAGAACGUCCUAACAGAGGUUAAAGGUAAAGCGUCGGUGGUGGCGAUGGACCGGACAGGAAGCAUCACUCUGCAGCGGCUGCUCCCGCUCUGCAGUCUUGAUCAGGUGGCGGAGGUGCUCACUGAACUGGGUGGAGAAUUGGGAACAGAGUUUAAGGCGGUCUCUUGUGACCGGUGCGGCGGUCAUGUAGUGGAGAGUGCAGUCAGACAGAUAUCCAGGUGGAGCGAGUCGGCACAGAAGGAGUCAUCUGCCACCAUAGAAGAAGAAGAGACCUGUGGAGCGUUGGAAGCCCAGGUGUUGUCUUUAAGUCAGGUGGUGAGAGACAACUGUGCAGAGUUCAUCAGACAUGUCCAUGGCUCACACGUGGUCCGCACACUUUUACACGUGCUGGCAGGCUGUCUGGGACCACCCCGCACUGAGGCCCGUCCAGGUGCAAAAGAACGCAACGUUGCUCCUCAGCUGACAGACCCCCCUCCCCCCCCCCCCCCCCCCUUUGAGAUUCCAACGUCAUUUUGGUACGAGCUGAAAAACCUCACAGAGGCCUUGAUGGACAACGUUAAUAUAAGCGUGACAGAUUCUGUUGCCAGCGCCGCGUUCCAGACCAUGUUGACUGUGAGUCACAAAAAAAGACCGAAACUGUGCAAACAGCUCCUCAAACGCAUCAUGGAGUACCUGACAAGUCGCAACGCUGCUCCAGGAGUGAGUCCCCUUCUGGUGUUUCUUAAGGACCAGGCCUCGAGUCACCUCAUUGAGACCAUCAUACAGCUGUCCCACAAGGCCCUCCUUCGGGACCUCUACAAGAACCAUCUCAAGGGUCAGCUGGUUGACUUGGCCCUCCAUUCCAUCGCCAACUUCCCCAUACAAAAGCUCACCGCCGCCUCGGCCAAAUACAAACUGUUCCUGAGGUUGUUUGACGAGCUGGUUGAGGGUGUGGAGGCCAUCUUGGCCGCGGGUCACAUGGGCGUGAUUGUGCGACUGGCCGAGAGCUGCGCAGAAAGCGGGGAGAAGCAGGAGGAGUUGAUGCAGUGCCUUCUCAGUGCGUUCCACUGCGCUGAGCCCGGCUCUCGCCUCGUCAGCUGCCUGCCUCUCUUCAUGUCCCUGACCACCUACGAGGUGUACUACCACUCUGACACAGCAGAGGGCAACAUAAACACAGAGGUGCCACUGUCCUCCAUCUGUUACCACGGCUCCCGGCUGGUGCAGGCGCUGGCCAAGUUCAAGGAGCGCUCCCUCCUCCUCAGCAGCCUGCGCACUCUGACCCCCGCCGACCUCCUGACGCUGGCGUCUGACCCGUCAGGCAGCCACGUCCUCCAGGCCCUCAUCACCACGUCCAGCGACAAGGGGAGAGGCAAGAUCCUCAAGAGACUGGAGGGUCAGUAUACUCAGAUGGCCUGCUCCAGGUUGGGCAGUCGGGUGCUGGAGGCCAUAUGGAACAGCGCCUCAGUCAGUCACAGGCAGAACAUCGCACAGGAACUAGUGCCAAGUGAAAGCCAACUGAGGUCAGAUCAGUUUGCUCGGCACGUCUGGGCCAAAUUUGCCCUCUCCCACUUCGUCCACAGGAGAGCCCACUGGCAGGAAAUACAGACGGGCGAGUCCAAGAAGCGGAAGCUUUUCAGUGACAUCCUUGAGUAAAAUAAAUGUUUUACAUAUUUAU
This is a messenger RNA of Plectropomus leopardus (leopard coralgrouper), 1985 nucleotides long. RefSeq names its product NOP9 nucleolar protein (gene nop9). Gene Ontology annotation, molecular function: RNA binding. The record is from RefSeq and is a predicted model, not a curated record. Gene Ontology annotation, cellular component: preribosome, small subunit precursor; 90S preribosome; nucleolus. Gene Ontology annotation, biological process: endonucleolytic cleavage to generate mature 5'-end of SSU-rRNA from (SSU-rRNA, 5.8S rRNA, LSU-rRNA); endonucleolytic cleavage in 5'-ETS of tricistronic rRNA transcript (SSU-rRNA, 5.8S rRNA, LSU-rRNA); endonucleolytic cleavage in ITS1 to separate SSU-rRNA from 5.8S rRNA and LSU-rRNA from tricistronic rRNA transcript (SSU-rRNA, 5.8S rRNA, LSU-rRNA). Lineage: Eukaryota; Metazoa; Chordata; Actinopteri; Perciformes; Serranidae.